CUCUGCCGGGGAGAAGGAGGAGGAAGAGGAGGAGAAGAAGGUAGCUACAUCAAGCUGGGUGGCAGGCAGAUCCAAAGGGAUACCAUGAAGUUUCCAGGACCUUUGGAAAACCAGAGAUUGUCUUCUCUGUUGGAAAGGGCAAUCUCCAGGGAAGCCCAGAUGUGGAAGGUGGUGCUGGAGGCCAGCAGGGCUUCCUAGGCUGCAUCCGAUCCUUGAGGAUGAAUGGAGUAACACUUGACUUGGAAGAAAGGGCAAAGGUCACAUCUGGGUUCAAGUCUGGAUGCUCAGGCCACUGCACCAGCUAUGGGGCUAACUGUGAAAAUGGAGGCAAAUGCAUCGAAAAAUACCAUGGCUACUCCUGUGACUGCUCUAACACAGCCUAUGAUGGGACCUUCUGCAACAAAGAUGUUGGUGCCUUUUUUGAAGAAGGCAUGUGGCUGCGCUAUAACUUCCAGGCCCCAGCAGUCACUGCCAGAGACACAGGCAGCAGGGCUGAGAAUUCUGCAGACCAGCAGCAGCACUUGGCUCCAGACCUGGCCCAGGAGCAGAUCCACUUCAGCUUCAGCACUACCAAGGCACCCUGCAUCCUCCUCUAUGUCAGCUCCCUCACCACUGACUUCCUAGCUGUUCUGGUCAAGCCCACAGGAAACUUGCAGAUCCGGUAUAACCUGGGAGGAACCAGAGAGCCAUUCAAUAUUGACGUAGACCACAGGAACAUGGCCAAUGGACAGCCGCACAGUGUCAACAUCACCCGGCAUGAGAGGACCAUAAUUCUCAAGCUCGACCAUUAUCCUGCUGUGGGUUACCAUCUACCCAGCUCCUCUGAUACGCUCUUCAAUUCUCCCAAGUCGCUCUUCCUUGGAAAAGUUAUAGAAACGGGAAAAAUCGACCAAGAAAUUCACAAAUACAACACCCCAGGCUUCACAGGCUGCCUGUCUAGAGUCCAGUUCAACCACAUCGCCCCUCUCAAGGCAGCCUUGAGACAGACAAACGCCUCAGCCCACGUGCACAUUCAGGGUGAGCUGGUGGAAUCCAAUUGCGGGGCCUCCCCACUGACGCUUUCCCCCAUGUCUUCGGCCACUGACCCUUGGCACCUAGAUCACUUGGAUUCAGCCAGUGCUGAUUUCCCAUAUAACCCGGGACAAGGCCAAGCUAUAAGAAAUGGAGUCAACAGAAACUCAGCUAUCAUUGGAGGGGUCAUCGCUGUGGUGAUUUUCACCAUCCUCUGCACCCUGGUCUUCCUCAUCCGGUACAUGUUCCGUCACAAGGGCACCUAUCACACCAAUGAGGCCAAGGGAGCUGAGUCAGCCGAGAGCGCAGAUGCUGCCAUCAUGAACAACGACCCCAACUUCACAGAGACCAUUGACGAGAGCAAAAAGGAGUGGCUCAUUUGAGGGGUGGCUUUUUAGCCAUGGGAUAGGGAGGGAGGAGUUAAGGGAGGAGGGGGAGGGACAGAGCACCCUGCGUCAUACCCCUGAGCACACGCUUACACUAUCAGCACAAGCUGGGGAAGGCAAGCAACCCAAUACUCUUAAGACUGAUGGCCACACAAAAUAUACUUUUUAAUAUUUCUUUAUAGCUGAGUUCCCGCCCCCUUCUGUAUCAAAACAAAAUAAUACAAAAAUGCUUUUAGAGUUUAAGCAACAGUUGAACUUUGUAGGUACUAUCUGUCUUAUUUUGUGUGUGUUUAGAAGUGUUCUAAAAACCCGUGGUAACAGGGCAAGUUUUCUACAUUUUUAAGAGCCCUUAGAUCGUGGAUAUUUUUUUCUCAAGAAAAACUGAUACACAUCCAUGCAGCCUCUGACAUUCUCUUUCUUUUGCAUCUAGUCGACUUUUAAUGGGCUGUUGUAGCAACUAGUUUGUGUCCAAAUAAUAUUUCUUUUGGUGUCCCAUAAAAUGGAAAUGAGAAAAGGGGCAAAGAGCCUAUUUGCCCAGUCUUCUUCAAUGACACCUCAGUCUAGGCCAGUUUUCUGAAGGUUCCUGUCUGGCUUAGCCAGGGAAGGGAGAGUGAGUGGCCUGUCCUGCAGCAGUGGAACCAGCACAAGUGGAUACAAGCACCCAAGAAUCCAGCUAAUAAAUGUAUAUUGGGCUUAUUGCUUUUGUUUUUAUUGACUUCUACAUGCUGAUAUCCCAUGUAUGUAGUCUUAGACCUGUUUAAUAUCUGUAACUAUCAGCUAUAAUACUGUGGUGACCAACUGCUAUAGGAUUUCGCCUCUGUUUUAACUACAACAUAUUGGAUUGUAUGUGUCUGUGCCUCCAUGGGGGAUUAGAGCCAGAGGGAAUGUCUUCUUUGCUCUGUUUCUUUUAUAUUUAUAACAAAAAUAUGGACACUUUCUAGUGAAUGCAUAA
Molecule: messenger RNA, 2349 nt
Organism: Mus caroli (Ryukyu mouse)
Lineage: Eukaryota; Metazoa; Chordata; Mammalia; Rodentia; Muridae
Gene: Cntnap2
Product: contactin associated protein 2
Cellular component (GO): cortical cytoskeleton; membrane
Source: RefSeq, a predicted model, not a curated record